Aplysia californica (California sea hare) is the source of this 901-nucleotide messenger RNA. RefSeq names its product acetylcholine receptor subunit alpha-like 1. Lineage: Eukaryota; Metazoa; Mollusca; Gastropoda; Aplysiida; Aplysiidae. The transcript is spliced from 6 exons. Gene Ontology annotation, cellular component: membrane; synapse; neuron projection. Gene Ontology annotation, biological process: signal transduction; nervous system process; chemical synaptic transmission. The coding region runs from base 125 to 901 and encodes 258 amino acids. Gene Ontology annotation, molecular function: transmembrane signaling receptor activity; neurotransmitter receptor activity; extracellular ligand-gated monoatomic ion channel activity. The record is from RefSeq and is a predicted model, not a curated record.
GGAACAAUGAGUCGCCGUAACCGCCAUUCACCUUUGUCUGUUUGUCCUUUAGGAUAAGGACACACCCACGCACACUCGGAGUGAUUGUGACGUCAUCUGGCUGAGUCAAAGGUCAAGGAUCUUCAUGCUGCUCCGGCGAGUGACCUUCCGGGCAAUGUUGGGGGCUCAGCUGGCAGUGAGCACUGUGUUGUGGCUGGCCUUGAGGCACGUGCAUGUGGGUAUGGCGUUUUCGGCAGAAGACAUGGUCCGGCUCAGGAACGACCUCCUGACCAACUACAGCGUGGGUGUGCUCCCUUUGCGGAACCAGAGCAAGUCUCUACCAGUCAGCAUGUCCUUCUUCCUCAUCAUGAUACACAACCUGAACAUGAAGAACCAGGUGCUGACGGCGAGUGGCUGGCUCAAGUUUGAGUGGUGCGACGAGUUCCUGCAGUGGGAGCCAGACAGUUACGGCGGCAUCGACGAGCUGAUUCUGUUCCAGAAGGACGUGUGGCUACCUGACAUCUUUGUGGAGAACACAGCCCAGCACUACCGAGAACUGGGCAACAAUCAGAUGCUGAUCAGUGUGAAGAGCUCGGGCAUGAUACACUGGGAGCCCGGGAUCAUCACCGAGACCAGCUGUGCUGUCAACAUCGGCAAGUAUCCCUUCGAUACCCAGAACUGCGCCAUUCGUUUCCUCACCUGGAUGCACACCAAUAACCUGCUCGCACUAAGCACAGCCUCUGUAGUGUGUGCCGGUAUCGUGCUCAACAUCCACUACCGAGACCCCAGCCACCCCGUACCCAGGCUCAUCAGGAUUCUCUUCUCCUCCUCUGUCACCGACACCGACACCGACACCAGCAUGGACCGGGCAUCGUCCACCGAUUCCUUCAGGUUAGCUUAUGUUGAUCUGUCCACCUGCUGA